CUUUGUUGUAUUAUUUGAAAUGUAAAAUAAGCUUAUUUUAAAUCCGUAAAUGCGAAAUGAUAUUAUUAAUUACAUUCAAUACUUUUCGACAUUUCUAACGUUUUUCGUUUAUUUUAUUUAAUGUCAUCGAUUAUAUACUUAUUUGACAAAUAAUUUUUGCACGUAGGUUAUUUAUAUAGAAUUAAUGUGUGAUAUAUCAAGAAUUCCUCUUUUCUUUAUUUUAUAUAAAGGAAGAACAUUGUAAUUCUUUAAACACUUAAAGUGAAAACAGAUUUACAUGCAGAGACGAUUUAAAAAAAUUCUAAUAUAACUCUGAAACUUGACUAUUAAAAUUAAACACGAAGUGUUUUAAUAUGAUAUAACCAAUGAAAUAAUAGAAAAUUAUUGGAUAUACCUAAAAAAAAUUACAAAUUGGCAUAUGGAGUUCGAUUUUGUGAUAUGCAGAAUGUUAACUUGAAUAAAUGGUCUACUAAUGUAGAAAGCAAAGUUUCCUGUGACAAUACAGAAUAUGAUAUAGCUGAUCAUGAAAUAGUAACUUUAUCACAGAUAGCAAAAUUGAAUGAAGUUAUAGCAAAUUUAAAAGAUGCUAUACAGAUAAAAGAUGUACAAUUAGAAAAUUCACAUCGAGAAAAAAGUAGAUUACUUGCAGAGCUAAAGAAGCAACAAAGAUACAAUAGGAAUCUUAAACAACAGUUAGAUGGCGAAAGAAUUUUCUACCAAAGGGAGAAAGAUCAUUUCAUUGAAGAAAUGCAAUGGCACAGAGGCAGAUAUACAGGCAAAGUGUCGAAGUUUCAGCAACAUAAGCAAAAGGAGUGCGAGAAAGUGCAAAAUUCUUUGGAAAGAGAAAAUAAGCAGCUCAGAUUAGAACUGUCAGAUAAAAACAAAGUUACGUAUAAUCUAUGUGUGAAGUUUCUUCGUAUGAAGCAUGCUAAAGACACAUUAAGAUAUAAAUUAGACCAGUUGCUGCACGAGCAUUUACUAGUAAUGGCGGAGAUGAUGGAGAAGUUAGACGAAGCGAGAAAGGAACUUAAUUUAAUUGUGUCUGAGAAAUUUCAAGAACCGUUGCCUCUUAAUAAAGUUAAAUUUUUACAAGUUGCACAAAGGAAUAACAGAUUGACGUAUGAAAAUGCAACAUUAAAAAUGCAGAUUCAUCAACUUAUGCAGAACAUAGAAAAAUUGAAAAGCCACAUGCAAAAACCGAGAAAAAUUAAUGUAGACGCGAAAAUUAUUGAGAAAUUAGCAACGCAAAGCAGUACAAGAUCUACUCUAGAUAAAACAGAAAAAGUUGCUUUGCUUUCUAAAUUAUCUCAACCUGUCGACCAUACUGUGGAGACGAUCUCGCAAGUGAAUUCUGAGAGUGCAGAUGACUGUGUUUAAUGAUGCUAAUAGAGACGUUAAAAACAAUUCUUAAAGGAUUUCAUGCAGAACGUGCACAAAGUGCAUCAGGAAUUGCAGAAACGGCUAUUUUGCUAGAGAAUAGAUAUAGAUUCUUCGAAAUAGAUAAUGUGUGUAUUUAUAAAAUAUAUUCAUAUUUUUUCAUACGUCCUUUAUUAACCUUAA
Molecule: messenger RNA, 1560 nt
Organism: Wasmannia auropunctata (little fire ant)
Lineage: Eukaryota; Metazoa; Arthropoda; Insecta; Hymenoptera; Formicidae
Exons: 5
Coding region: 439-1377 (312 amino acids)
Source: RefSeq, a predicted model, not a curated record